Caenorhabditis remanei is the source of this 246-nucleotide messenger RNA. RefSeq lists its product as uncharacterized. The record is from RefSeq and is a predicted model, not a curated record. The transcript has 2 exons. The coding region runs from base 1 to 246 and encodes 81 amino acids. NCBI's taxonomy places the organism in Eukaryota, Metazoa, Nematoda, Chromadorea, Rhabditida, Rhabditidae.
AUGUUCCAAAAGUCUCUGAUUGUAUUGGCUAUUUCUCUCUUCUGUCUUGCUUCAUCUCAAAUUGUGUACACUCCAGAAGUCGUUUCAUCUCCAUAUUACUAUCCAUCUGCAGCUGCCUAUCCAUAUUCUUAUACUUAUUCAUCUCCGGCUGUUGCUUAUCCAAAUGCUUUCUAUGGAUGGGGAUCAAAUAAGGGACAACAAUCUCCUCCUGCUGCUCCAACUCAGAAGCUGACAAAUAAUCAAUGA